Messenger RNA from Chelonia mydas (Green sea turtle), 1807 nucleotides. RefSeq names its product sulfotransferase 2B1. Gene Ontology annotation, molecular function: sulfotransferase activity. The coding region runs from base 346 to 1317 and encodes 323 amino acids. The transcript is spliced from 7 exons. Gene Ontology annotation, biological process: sulfation. Gene Ontology annotation, cellular component: cytoplasm. Lineage: Eukaryota; Metazoa; Chordata; Testudines; Cheloniidae. The record is from RefSeq and is a predicted model, not a curated record.
GCCGAUUUCUCAGACCCCUCCCAGUGUGGGCCCAUCUGCAGGUAUCCCAGGCAGGGCGGGAAGGAGUAGGGUUUGAAGUGCUCAGGGUCGAUUUCUCAACCAACCACAGACUAUGGCCGUAACCCUGGAAACUCAGUGAGAGGCCGAGUCAGGAAACCGCUGCUCGCGCACAAUCAGACUUUCGCUGGGUCUCUUCCUGCGGGCACUGGGGCCCGUUCGGGUUUUAAGGAGGAGCGAGCGUUAACUCUCGGACUCCUGGUGUCUGUCCUCACUGGAUAAUUAGUGACUAAUUGACCAAUUUCCCCCUCCCCUCUUCCGCCACCCUAGUUCUGCACCGCUGUGAACAUGGAAAUCGGCAAAUCUCAAGAAAGUGUUAAAGUGAAGGCCAGCCCCAGGAUGUUCAAGGAAUAUUUCCAGUACAAGGGGAUCAGCUUCCCCAGGCUGAUCUACUCGGAGCAGGGGCUGCGGGAGGUGGAGAACGAAUUCCAAGUCCGGGAUGAUGACGUCUUUAACGUCACCUACCAGAAAUCAGGGACCGUCUGGAUGCUGGAGAUCCUAAGCCUCAUCCACAGCAAUGGGGACCCCAGCUGGUGCCGCACGGUCCCUAACUGGGACCGGGGGCCCUGGUAUGAGACUGUCGUGGGCCUCCAGAAGGCACGGAGCAACCAGGCACCCCGGCUCAUCAGCUCCCACCUGCCCGUCCAGCUCUUCGCCAAGUCCUUCUUCCAGUCCAAGGCCAAGGUGCUGUACACAUUGCGGAACCCCAAGGACGUCUUCGUCUCCCUCUACCACUUCGCCCAGAUCUUCCGCCCCUACAAGGAGCCGGGGCAGCUGGACCAGUUCCUGGAGCAGUUCCUGGAGGGAGACGUGCCCUUCGGCUCCUGGUUCGACCACGUCAAGGGCUGGAUGGGCCUGCGGGACCACGAGAACUUCUUCUGGAUCACCUAUGAGGAGCUGCAGCAGGACCUGCGGGGCAGCGUGGAGCGGAUCUGCCAGUUCCUGGGCAAGCCCCUGGAGGCGCGGGCGCUGGACGGGGUGGUGGAGAACGCCUCCUUCCAGGCCAUGAAGCAGAACAAGAUGUGCAACUUCAGCCUGGCCCCCGGGUUCCUCCUGGACCAGACCCAGAGCUCGUUCCUGCGGAAAGGGAUUGCCGGGGACUGGAAGAACCAACUCACCAAGGCCCAGAGCGAGAAUUUCGACCGGAUUUACCAGGAGCAGAUGCAGGGGCUGGAUCUGAGCUUCCCCUGGGACGAGCCAAGCCCCCAGCCCUCCCCACCCUCCACCAACUGCUCAGGCCCCUCACCGGGUGGCAGCUGAGACAGCAGGGAGUGCGGUGCACUGAUUACAGCAGCGGGGCUGGGAGCCAGGACUCCUGGGUUUCGGGUUUAACAAUUGAAAACAGGACUCCCAAGGGCAGGGAUGGGGGUGUCCUUGAGCAGUGGGGUGCAGGUUGGGUGCUGGGGGUCAGGUGUCCAGGAGGGGUAGGAUGGGCCCAGGACUCUGUGUUCCCAGUGGCUCCCCGUGGGGCGGGUGGAUCUCAGCAGCUGCGCUAACCACUAGACCCCACUCCCUGCACCCUGUGAGGCCAUGUUAGUGGCCCCUCUGGGAGGUCUCUUGGGAGAGGAUGGAGCUCCCCCCGCCCCCGGCAGGAUCCCUGCCCCAUUCAGCCCCCACAAGGUGCAGAGGGAGUGGGAGGGGGGCUAGUUCAGUGUGUGUGUGUGUGUGGGGGUGUCAAGGGUCCCCCAGGAUCUGGCCUCCUCUUAACCUGAGAUCUGUAGUAAACACAGAACAAUAAAACUCAUUUCUC